Molecule: messenger RNA, 177 nt
Organism: Arabis nemorensis
Lineage: Eukaryota; Viridiplantae; Streptophyta; Magnoliopsida; Brassicales; Brassicaceae
Source: the annotation of a GenBank genome assembly
AUGUCGGUCACAGUGGGAGUGAGUUAUGCUGCGAUUGCUACAAGGGAAAAGCUACGGGGUGGCAUUGGACUGACUAAAGUGAGAAUAUAUUGGCCUGGAAAAGCUCCCGAGUGGGCAGAGGAAGGCGAAGAAGAUAAAGCUUUCCAGAAGCUUUCCAGAAGCUCAGACCAGAAGUGA